CCGUACAAAUUAAAUGGUUUUUAUUUAGUUGACAGACGACACGCGCUGCGAACAGACAACUGCCAAACGAUGUCGGAGAGUCUAGAAAGUUGUGAACUUACGCUGCCCCUGGGUCAAAUUAGAGGCGUCAAACGCCAGAGUCUCUAUGAUGACACCUACUUCAGCUUCGAGAAGAUUCCCUUUGCCAAGCCACCGCUGGGGGAGCUGCGUUUCAAGGCACCCGUACCAGCGGAACCGUGGAGCGGGGUUCUGGACUGCACCCACUUUGCAGAGAAGCCCACGCAAAGGAGUUUGAUGACAAAACUAAUCGAGGGAGGAGAGGACUGCUUGUACCUGAAUGUCUACUCAAAGCAGUUGAAGAGCGACAAGCCUUUGCCGGUCAUGGUCUAUAUCUACGGCGGGGCCUUCUCCGUGGGCGAGGCCACACGGGAGCUCUAUGGUCCGGACUACUUCAUGGCCAAGGACGUGGUCCUGGUAACCCUAAACUAUCGCGUGGAUUGUUUGGGAUUUCUAUCCCUAAAGGACCCCAGUCUGAAGGUGCCCGGAAAUGCUGGCCUCAAGGAUCAGGUGCUGGCUCUCAAGUGGGUCAAGCAGUAUAUCUCAAACUUCAAUGGCGAUGAUGGCAACAUCACGGUCUUCGGCGAGAGUGCUGGCGGCUGCUCUACUCAUUUUAUGAUGUGCACGGAGCAGACCCGCGGCCUCUUUCAUAAGGCCAUCCCCAUGUCGGGAACUGUGCACAACUACUGGUCCAAAACCCCCACCGAGGACUUCGGCUUCCGGCUGGCCCAGCAGCUGGGCUACACUGGCGAAAACAACGAUGCCAAGGUGCUGGAGCAUCUACGUGGGGUUCCGGCCAGAGAUCUAGUGAAUCAUAAUCUGAUUAGACCCGAGCAUCGGAGGAACGGCCUGCUCUUCGCCUUCGGACCCACCGUGGAGUCUUAUGUGGGCGAGGAUUGUGUUGUGCCCAAAUUGCCGGUGGAAAUGGCUCGAGAUGCGUGGAGCAACAACUUGCCCGCUAUGCUAGGAGGCACCUCCUUCGAGGGUCUCUUCAUGUAUCCCGGAGUGGCUGCCAAUCUAAAGUCAUUGGACAGUCUCAGCCAGGAUCCCCAGAGAAUGGUGCCGCACGAGGUGCGAGAGGUAAGCAGCGACGAGAAAAAUACGGAGUACGGCCAGCGCUUGAUCAAAGCCUACUUCGGAGAUCAGGCGCCCAGUUCGGAGCUCUUUAUGACUAUUCUUGACUUCUAUUCUUAUAAGGUCUUUUGGCAUGGCUUCCAUCGUACCUUGAACGCUCGCCUUGCCUAUGCCACAGCACCCACAUACUAUUACAGAUUCGAUUUUGACUCCCCCAACUUCAACUUCUAUCGGACGAAAUUCUGUGGUGAUAACAUCAAGACUGGUGUGGCCCAUGCCGAUGAUCUCAGCUAUUUGUUUAGGAAUGCCGGAUCUUGGAAACUGGAGAAGACCUCGGCGGAAUAUCGCACCAUUCAAAAUAUGAUUGGUAUUUGGACCACUUUCGCAGCUACCUCCAAUCCCAACUGCCCGGAAAUCGGCCAAGUAAAUUGGAAACCGGCAACAAAGGAAAAUCCAAGGGCUGUGCUCAACAUCAGCAAUGAGGUGAAAGUCAUUGAUUUGCCAGAGUUUGAAAAAUUGAAGGUUUGGGAUUCCAUAUACAAGCCGGAUCAGUUGAUAAUUUCGAAGCCGGCUAAGGCCUCAAGCAUGCUUUUCUCGACGGUUAAGGAUCUUCUGCUGUGGCGCAACUUCCGCCUGACGCUGAUAGUAUUCACAACCGUGGUGAUCCUGCUGCUUGACAUCAUGGCGCACUCGGUGAUCAGUGUAAUUAGCAUGGCAGGCAUCACUGUUCUCCUGGCAGCUGUCGCAUAUCGCAGUUUUUGCCAGUUUUCAAAAUGGAGGACGAGUGGAGUCCAGGAUGAGGUCAGGCGUCUGUAUCCGCAAGUUAAGAUUGAUAUUCCCCGAGAGGAGACCAUGCGACUAGCGGGAGUUGCCGUGGAUCAUCUUAACAAGGGCUUAAACCGCAUUAUUGGACUGAUACUGGUGGAGAGCUGGGAGGACUCCCUGAAAUGCCUGGCCAUGCUAUGUGGCAUUAAUUUGCUGGGGGAUUGUUUGAACGGAAUAACAUUGCUUUUAUUUGCUUACGAGUGGUACCAACCCCUCAUCGAUGCUCAGCUGCAAAAAUUCUGUAAAUUCAAGAAGCAGGACAAGAAGACACCCGAAACUAUGACUGGAAACACAGAUAACCUCGCCAAUAUGCAGCGUAAGGAAGAGGAGUCCAGUGAUGCCAACAUGUUCUAUAAGGUCUGCGAGAAUGAGAAGCUAUUCGAUCUCCUGGAGGAGGAGCACCGCAAGGGCUGCCAAUGUCUUUAUGUUCAAAAUUUGCGUUGUGCCAAUACAGUUGUUUUGUUUCGUACAGUUGGCAAUCAGAUGUGUUUUAUUUUUCGUUUUAAAAUUUGGAGGCUCUUUGAAAAUCGGAUCAAGGUUCCUGUUUGUCUCUGGUCAAGCCCCGGUAUUGAUAAUGACAUGUGGAAACUCUGUCGGGCUACUUGUCGUUGUCUGAGUCAGAGCAAAUGUCUGCGCUUUUACACGACGCACUGCGGCUUCGGCACUGGUUGUCCCGACACCUCCAGCUCCGAUGAAGGUGUCCCGGACUCCAAAGUUGUGGAGCUUUCCGUGGGAAGUGUUAGGGGUCGCCGGCAGUGCGGCCUCUACGGCGACGCAUUCUACAGCUUCGAGGGAAUUCCCUUCGCCAAGCCGCCGCUGGGAGAGCUUCGGUUCGUGGCUUCGCGUCCGGCGGAUGCUUGGCGAAACCAGGAGCUGGACGCCCGGCAGGAGAAGCCCGUACCACUGCAGGUGGACCGGCAGACGGGCAAGGUCAUCGGCAGCGAGGAUUGCCUGUACUUGAAUGUAUACACCAAGCAUUUUGAUGAAACGAGGCCGCCUCUGCCGGUAAUGGUCUACAUAUACGGAGGAGGCUUUCGCACAGGCGGUGCCUUAAGAUCUAAAUACGGCCCGGAUUACCUGAUGACCAAGGAAGUCGUCUACGUGGUUUUCAACUAUCGCCUCUGCUCGCUGGGAUUCCUCAGUUUGCCGAGUCGGGAGUCGAAUGUACCCGGCAACGCUGGACUCCACGACCAGUUAAUGGCUCUCAAGUGGGUUAACCAACACAUUCGGAACUUCAACGGAGAUCCACAGAAUAUAACGCUUUUCGGAGAAAGUGCUGGAGCCGCGUCGGUGCACUUUAUGAUGUGCCUGCCGGAGGCAAAGUGUCUGUUCCACAAGGCCAUCAUGAUGUCCGGUUCGAUGCUGAGUCCCUGGGUGGAAACUCCGGACAGGCAGAAUUUGUUCUGCCGGCUAGCCAUUGCGGCGGGAUAUCAAGGACCGCAGGAGGAGGCCUCCAUGCUGGAGUUCCUGCGCAGCGUGGCGGCCGAGAAGCUACUGGGACACGAGUUCUUCACCGCUCGAGAACGUUGCUUCGGAUUUCUUUACCCGUUCGUUCCGGGCGCAGCCACUACCGAGGAUGGACUGAUCCGAUCAUCUUACCCGCAGCUGAUGAAGGAGGCAUGGUCCGGACAGAUACCUCUUCUUCUGGGUGGCACCUCCUUCGAGGGACUAGUGUUUUAUCCCUUUUGCAAGCUGGAUAAUGGCUAUAUGCUGGACCUCUUGAAGCAUGAGCCGGAGAUGGUGCUGCCGCACGAACUGUACCACUCGAUGAGCAAUGAGGAGCGCCUCAAAGCCUCCGAUGAACUUGUGAAGCAUCAUUAUGGACCCCGUGGAAUAACAAAAAACAAUGUUACGCAGAUUCUGGAUCUUUUCAGCUACAAGCUCUUUUGGCACGGCAUGCACCGCGUGGUUCUGUCACGAUUGUCGCAGGCUCAGGCGCCCACCUACCUGUACCGCUUUGACUUUGACUCGCCCAAGUGGAACUUGAUGCGGAACAACCUGUGCGGUGACGAUAUCAAGCGCGGCGUGUGCCAUGCCGACGACCUGGGCUAUGUCUUCCGAAAGAAGUACCAGAAGAAGCUGCCGCUGGACUCCGCCGAGUAUCUCACCAUCCAGCGAAUGGUCAGCAUACUGACCACCUUCGCCAGGACCGGCGAUCCCAACUGUCCGGAGACAGGGCCGGAUCAGUGGGCACCGGUCACCGCCAAGUAUCCUUUCAAGGUGCUGAACAUUGGGCAAAACGUUGAGUGCGUGACGCAAAUCGAAAAGGAUGGCCUGGAGGUAUGGAAUCGGAUUUAUAACUCUCGAAAGGUGGCUGAGUAGCUUGUUUGGCCGAAUAAGAAAA
This is a messenger RNA of Drosophila kikkawai, 4300 nucleotides long. It is a transcript of the gene alpha-Est5, whose product is annotated as alpha-Esterase-5. NCBI's taxonomy places the organism in Eukaryota, Metazoa, Arthropoda, Insecta, Diptera, Drosophilidae. The record is from RefSeq and is a predicted model, not a curated record. Gene Ontology annotation, molecular function: serine hydrolase activity.